AUCAAAAUGCUAUAAAUUUAAAAAAAAAAACUUUACAGAGUGAAGACCAAUUGGAAAUUGGAGAGUUCAAAUAAUGGACUUCCUUUUAAAGUUGGCAUGGAUCUUUAUGGCCAUAGCAUUAAAAGCAGCUGCUACGUCCUUUUACGAAGACACAGCAUUACUGUUGGCUAAAUCUCUCCUGAACCCUGAUAAUAUUGCACAAACUCUUUCACUGCAGGGAGUCAAAAGAUCACCAAACUUUGAGGAAUUUAAUAAUGAAUAUCUUGGAAUUAAUGUUAAACUAGAACAUUUAAAUACAAACACCUCUACAGGACAUAUUGCUGAUAUCACUGUGAAUGAUCUGGCUAAGCUGCAUCUUCCUUGUAUUAAUGGAAAAGUUCUCAAACUAAAUGUUGAAUUCAACCAAGAUGAAAACCAUCUUAACAUAAAAGUAAAAUAUCUUUUCCCAGAAGGAAAUAAUCUCACUGGAGGAUUCAAACUGGAACAUAGCCAAAUAAUGGACUCAAGUCGCACAAACCUGAAAUAUCUUGAUAGUUUUUUUGAGGUUGAUGUUCAAUUAUCUGGCAAGAUGUUUAAGGGGAGCAUCAUAGAUAUGUUUAAUCAAAUGUAUUACUUUAGUGGAAAUAUAGAACCUGGAGUAGUUUUUUCUUUAUCAAUGGAGAACUCCAUAAGUGUGAACCUGUUGGAUAUUUCCUUAAAUUUUCAAAGUUUGGAAACAAAAUUCAAAGUUGAUCAGUCUGUGUACACACUAGUGCUGCCCUAUAGUUCUUAUCUAUCAUCUCUAUCACCACUUGAACUGAAAUUGGAAGAUCAUGAUGACUCUAUAGAAGCUUCAAUUUCUUAUGGAACCUGUAUUUGUAAACUUGAAUACUUAAAAAAUUCCACCAGCAUUAUGAGAAUUUCAGUUUAUGAGAGCAUGAAUAUUUUACUUGACUUGAGACUGAAAGCAAUUUUAAAAGAAGAUAAUUUUGAAAAUAAAUAUCAUGAGAUAGGCUUUAGUAAUGGAACAAUGAGGUUAGGAGCCUGGGAGGGACCUAACAUUGUCUAUAGAUGCCUGGCUUGUGAUGAAUAUAUUUGGAAGCUGGUUGAGAUUGGUGGGGACACUCUUAGCCAUCAAGAUGAAGAGAUUUAUGACAAGGAUAAUAUGGAUUCUGGAAGCGGUGACUUUGGAAGUGGAUACUAUGGAUAG
Messenger RNA from Eurytemora carolleeae, 1189 nucleotides. RefSeq lists its product as uncharacterized. The record is from RefSeq and is a predicted model, not a curated record. Bases 74 to 1189 code for a protein of 371 amino acids. Lineage: Eukaryota; Metazoa; Arthropoda; Copepoda; Calanoida; Temoridae. The transcript is spliced from 3 exons.